Molecule: messenger RNA, 489 nt
Organism: Aspergillus viridinutans
Lineage: Eukaryota; Fungi; Ascomycota; Eurotiomycetes; Eurotiales; Aspergillaceae
Exons: 2
Coding region: 1-489 (162 amino acids)
Molecular function (GO): O-methyltransferase activity
Source: RefSeq, a predicted model, not a curated record
AUGGAUGUUGAUGGUGGUGCUAGGUAUCAAACUGCCUCCUUCCUGGAGCAAUUUCCGAACCUGCCUGGUUGUGUGGUUUUGCAGGACCUGCCAGAGCCCAUCGAGGACGCAAAGCCGGUGGUUCCGAAGGAUGUCGAGCGAAUGGUGCAUAACUUCUUUCAACCACAGCCUAUCAAAGGUGCCAAGUACUACUAUUUGCGGAUGAUAUUGCAUGACCAUACAGACGAGAAUAGCAAAAAGAUUCUGGGUAAUCUAGUACCGGCUCUGGGGGAAGAUUCUCUUAUUUUGCUCGACGAAAUGGUUUUGCCCUCUGAUCACGUGGAUGAGGCGUCCACGCAACAUGACCUGACCAUGAUGACGUUUCAUAGCUCGAUGGAGCGAUCGGAGGAACAAUGGGCGAAGCUUGUAGGAGCGGUAGGACUGAAGAUCAAGAAAGUGGUACUGUAUGCACUGGGUUAUAAUUUGGGAGUUGUUGCAUGUGGGCCCUAA